AAAGACAAAAAAAAAAAAAGGCAAGAUGUAUUGGGGAGAGAGCAACAGUGAGCCAGGAACUAAAGUCCAAGAAAAGUAGGGCACAGGUAGAGAGUGGGUUAUGUCACCUGCUGCCCCAGAUUCAGAGCCAGUGCUCUUACUCCCCUUUUCAGGCUUGCUCUGACCUUGGACAAAGAAGAGAAAUAGAGAAGGACAAAGGCAGCAGCAGAGUUGUCCUUUAGUGAUCCCAGGGCUGUCAUCAUCUGCUUGGCGUUGUACAUGGUUCUUUGCUGUGAGACUUGAGUAGGACCUGAGGUUGGGUUCUGGUUCCUCUUCAGAAGGUAUGGUGAGAGGAGUCUGAAUCACAUAUGUUCGGCUGAAAUUGAACACGUUUCUAUGUGAGAUAGAAAUGCUUUCUCACAUGUGUUUCUACGUGAGAUAGAAAUGCUUUGACUCAGUCACAGUAGAAAUGGUAGAGACAUAAACCCUAUUCUCCUUAUGUUUAUAACCAAAUAGUUUGCCACCUAUUAUUUGCUAUCUCAUUCUUUUUACAUGUCCCUUGGCCACGGUCACCUGCUGGAAGAGGGAGUUAACCACAACCUAGGGGGAGAAAGAUGACUUUCCAAAGUGUGUCUGCUGAGGUGAAAAUUACCAGCUCAGGCCUGCUCAGUAUUGUGUAUAUCACGGAAAGACAUAAUUGCCAGUACCCAGAAACCAUUCUGUCUGUUAUCAAAUGUGUGAUUCAUAACUUUUGGACACCAAAGGAGUGUAAUGAUAUAACCAUAACUAUCAAUCCAUAUGGGGAGACUGUGUGCUUCUCCGUGAAGCCUGCCAGGAAGAUGUUUAUCUAUACAAUAAGUGUGAAUCGAAACAUUGUGGAUUUCAAACUCUUCCUCAUAUUUGUAGCGGGCGUUUUCCUCUUUUUUUAUGCAAAAACCUUAAGUCAAAGCCCUGUUUUCUAUUACUCUUCGGGGACUGUGCUAGGUAUUCUAAUGACAUUAGUCUUUGUCCUGCUGUUGGUGAAAAGAUUCAUUCCUAAGUAUAGCACCUUUUGGGCUCUAAUGGUUGGUUGUUGGUUUGCUUCAGUUUAUGUUGUGUAUCAACUGACGGAAGAUGUGAAGUGGCUGUGGUAUGAAAACAGAGUGUAUGUAUUAGGCUACAUCUUGGUAGUUGGAUGUCUCAGCUUUACUGUCUGUUACAAGCACGGGCCACUUGUUGAGGAGAGGAGUGUCAGCCUCCUUGCGUGGACACUGCGUCUCCUCUCGCUGCUCCUGAUCUACGCUGGUGUCACAGGGCCUCAGUUCGCCUACACAGCGAUGCUCCUCCUCCUGUCCGCCAGGAACCUGUGCCACCUGCUGCAGGCAUUCAGUUAUGUGAGAUGGAAAAUGAAGAACUGGUUUACAUCAGAAAAGCUGGUGGUUAAGUAUCUUACUGAAGACGAAUACAGGGAACAGGCCGAUGCUGCAACAACCCAAGCUCUGGAGGAGCUGCGCCAGGCCUGCCGCAGCCCUGGCUUCCCAUCCUGGCUGGCCGUCUCCAGGCUCCGGGAGCCAAAAAAGUUUGCAGACUUUGUUCUUGGAGGAAGCCACUUGUCACCUGAAGAAAUUAGUCUGCAUGAAGAACAGUAUGGCCUCGGGGGUGCCUUCUUGGAAGAGCAGCUCUUUAACCUGAGGACUCCUGACAGUCUACCUGCACACUGAUAAUCAUUCUGGACAAGGAAGGGCAGAGAUCCUAUUAAAGGUGGGCAGAACCAUUCUAGAGAACAGUGGCAAGAGCAUUUGCUGUGGAGAAAAGUCAGAUCACACUGGAAAGGAACUGUGUUAGAGAUAAUCCUUCUUGGCUACUUCUGCAAAUUGUACUGUAGGUGACCGAUAAGAUUCUGUGAUGGUCACUACCACUUUCCUUGAAUGAAGAGUUUCAUUAGGAAGAAGGAAUUAUGUUGAUCUUUAAGGGGCCAAUUAAUAUGAAUAGGUGCCUUAUCAACUCCAGGGCAUUAAAUCCUCUCAUUUCCCAGGACAUGCGUCAGAAGAUUCUGCAUUGCUUUUCCUAUGUGUGAUCAAUGUAAGUGCUAGAAGAGACACGAGAUAAUGCUGGACCAGUGUUUUCCAAAGUGUAGUCCACAGGAUGGUAAUAAGCAUCAGUGGAUAAAGGGAUCCUGAGGUCAACUAAUACUGAUACAGGAUAAACAAAUGUACUGCAGGACUUCUCAGAGCCUUUAGUAAUGCUAAUGCACACUGCGAAUCUCCGAAGAGGAGAAACUGUGCUCAGCGGUGUCUGACUUACUUUGGCCACAGAACCCUUUUUUCAUGAGAUUAAUAUUCCUUGGAACACAUGUUUGGGAACUGCUGAUGAUGGAGGAGUUGAGCUUUGGGGAGGUUAACUAACUUCUCUGAGACCACAAAGCUUUUCAGAGGCAGCUCUAGUGCUAGAACUCCAGCCCUAUGGUUUUGUACCACUCAGGUAGAAGAGACCUUUAGAAGCAAGCCAAGGGGCCAUCUCUCCAUAGCCUUGGGUCUCACAAUGUUGGUAACUCUUUUAUUUUUAAUUUUUAAAUAAUAGCCAACUAGCUGUUUGAUAACUAUAAUAAAGAGAAACAUUUUCCUAAGAUUAUAUUUUAAAGUUUUGAUAAGACUUUUAUAGUCAUAUAUAAAGAUCAGAAAUUAGAAUUACUUCUCAUAGCGUUUUCUGUAUGUUGAAAUUGAAAGCAUUUAACCUCUUGUGACAUUUUAAAUUGAGUGGCCUAUCUUUUAAAAUUAUUUAUUAGUUAUAUAUGUUUAUAACAAUUUCCUACAAAACAGGUUUGUGAUCUUUCUUACAGAGAACAAAAUCUUUUUUUCUUGAUUCCUAAUGUUAGAUUCAGAGUGAAAUGAGGGACUAACUGUGAGCUCUGACCCUGAGGAAAAGAGGCCAAAACAAGGCAUGAGAAAAGAUCUGAACGUGGCAAAGCAACCUAAGGGUUGAGAAGUUGCUGAAUUGAUUCUCUGUGAGAAUCAGGUGUGGGCCCUUUUGCUGUGAGGUCAUAAAGAGUAGCCACAUAAUGAAUGAGGACUAGAAGAAGGGUUAUGGAGGAGGAACAUACAGAUAAUUUCCUGCUUUCCUGAGCCAAAUUUAGUAGAGUUUUUCUAUGUUGUUGCAUAAGAGCGUGGCUGCCCAUUUGGAACUGUCAGAUUGCUUUUCAAAUAUUUCCUCUUUGAAGCAGUGUGUCAGUAUUUUACAAGUCUUUUUGCCAGACACCUUGUAAUGUCAAGAGCUUUGCUAUUUUUGUGAAAUGUACUCAGUUUAAUCUGCUUUCACAUAGACUUUGAUAUGAAAGUCAAGACAUUUUCCAUUUGGAUUUAGGAUGACGAUGACCGUUUUAGAAGUGUAAAUGGUUCUUAACGUCAUUUUUGUCACAGUUUAAUCAGUUCUUUUUUUAUAUAAUUCUAUUUAUUGGUGCUUUAUUAUAAAUAUAUGAGAUGAGUUCGUGGUUGUGCUCACUCUGUUCACCUCCCAGGAGGUGGUGUGUGUACUACCCCCUGUGUGUGUGUGUGUGUGUGGUGUGUACAGCCUGCUGGGGACAUCCCAGCCAAGACAGCCACUAGGCCUACCUGCACCAAGGUGAAGAGGUGCCAGUGAUGGAAGGAAGCAGCUUCUGGUGGGCCAACAAGCUGAUGUCACCAUGUUUACUGUUACAAAAAUACCUAAAGAAAGAGAAAAAGAGCUGUGGCCUUUGGGGACAUUGUUUUUCAUGUUUUAGAGGAAGUCAUGGAUUUGUCUCUUUCUGUUAUGUGAGUCCUGUAAGAAGCUAAACAAUUAAAAGCAUUACUUGUGAUAUA
Messenger RNA from Phacochoerus africanus (Common warthog), 3794 nucleotides. It is a transcript of the gene NEMP2, whose product is annotated as nuclear envelope integral membrane protein 2. NCBI's taxonomy places the organism in Eukaryota, Metazoa, Chordata, Mammalia, Artiodactyla, Suidae. The transcript has 8 exons. The coding region runs from base 594 to 1679 and encodes 361 amino acids. Gene Ontology annotation, cellular component: nuclear envelope. The record is from RefSeq and is a predicted model, not a curated record.